CUAGCAUAGGGACAUUGUGGGAAAAAUCAGUUGAUAAAAGGGCUUUCAUCAAACAAAACAAACAAGGAAAAAUGGAGAAAACAGAGAUGGUGAGGUCAAGGUUCAAAAGGGUAUGCGUAUUCUGUGGAAGCAGCACUGGGAAGAGAAACUGCUACAGAGACGCUGCUAUUGAAUUGGCUCAAGAACUGGUCUCGAGGAGGUUGGAUCUUGUUUAUGGCGGAGGAAGUGUUGGGUUAAUGGGUUUGGUUUCUCAGGAAGUUCAUCGUGGCGGUGGACAUGUACUUGGAAUCAUCCCCAAAACUCUGAUGUGCAAAGAGAUAACUGGGGAAACAGUAGGAGAGGUUCGACCCGUAGCCGACAUGCACCAAAGGAAAGCUGAGAUGGCCCGCCAUUCAGAUUGUUUUAUCGCCUUACCAGGUGGCUAUGGAACACUGGAGGAGUUAUUGGAAGUCAUCACAUGGGCCCAGCUUGGAAUCCAUGACAAGCCUGUGGGUUUGCUGAAUGUGGAUGGCUACUACAACUACCUCCUUACAUUCAUCGACAAAGCCGUGGAUGAUGGCUUCAUCAAGCCCUCUCAGCGUCACAUCAUCGUCUCUGCUCCAAACGCAAGAGAACUCGUUCAGAAACUCGAGGAAUACGUGCCUGUGCAUGAUGGGGUUGUGGCUAAAGCUCGGUGGGAGGCCGAACAACUGGAGCUCAAUGCAUCUUUGCAGAUAGACAUCGCUCGCUAGAGAUGACCAUAUUUUCUUUUCCGUGUUUGGUUCCUCAGAAAUCUGAUUUUAAUUACGUGGGGCUUUCUCCUCUGAAUUUUGUAUGCAUUUUGGUUUGAAAAAAAGGAAAGAAGGGGGAAGAAAUUAAAGAAACAAAAAGUAAAACCCCAUGGAAAAUAGGAUAAAUACAAGCUUUUUGAUUUUUUUUUUCUCUGUGAGAUAUUAUGCAUAAUUUUUGUACAAAGUAACCCAAAAACAAACAUGCAGCAAAAGCUAACACAAAAACAGCAGCUUUUUCUUCGUC
Vitis vinifera (wine grape) is the source of this 1014-nucleotide messenger RNA. RefSeq names its product cytokinin riboside 5'-monophosphate phosphoribohydrolase LOG5. Gene Ontology annotation, biological process: cytokinin biosynthetic process. Bases 72 to 731 code for a protein of 219 amino acids. Gene Ontology annotation, cellular component: nucleus; cytosol. The transcript is spliced from 7 exons. The record is from RefSeq and is a predicted model, not a curated record. NCBI's taxonomy places the organism in Eukaryota, Viridiplantae, Streptophyta, Magnoliopsida, Vitales, Vitaceae. Gene Ontology annotation, molecular function: hydrolase activity, hydrolyzing N-glycosyl compounds.